This is a messenger RNA of Kazachstania africana CBS 2517, 957 nucleotides long. RefSeq names its product thiamine transporter TPC1 (gene TPC1). The record is from RefSeq and is a predicted model, not a curated record. Lineage: Eukaryota; Fungi; Ascomycota; Saccharomycetes; Saccharomycetales; Saccharomycetaceae. Gene Ontology annotation, biological process: thiamine pyrophosphate transmembrane transport. The transcript has a single exon. The coding region runs from base 1 to 957 and encodes 318 amino acids. Gene Ontology annotation, cellular component: mitochondrial inner membrane. Gene Ontology annotation, molecular function: thiamine transmembrane transporter activity.
AUGACCAGAGAUGUUGGACAGGAUCACCUGAGGAGGGGACAGGAAGUCAGCACUUUCAAGAGUUUCUUGGCUGGGAGCGUCUCGGGAGUGGCAGCCAGGACGGUCACAGCGCCAAUGGAUAUACUGAAGAUCAGAUUACAGAUCACACCUUAUACUAGGAAUGCGACCAACGUAUUGUCGCACCAAUCCAGAGUAUGGGGGAUGGUGAAGGAUAUUGUCACAAAGGAAGGAUUGCGUGGAUUCUGGAAGGGUAAUAUUCCAGGAUCAAUAAUGUACGUCAUCUAUGGCGGAAUUCAGUUCAGUUCAUAUUCCAAGUUUAAUUGGGCAUUGAAAUCCUUCAACUGGCCUGAUCAGGUCCAUAGUGCCGUAGUGGGUGCGUUGGCAGGAUUCACUGGGUCUCUAUGUGCAUAUCCAUUUGACGUCUUGAGAACUCGAUUUGUUGCCAAUAAAGAAAGAACAUCCUUCAAAUUGGGGAAGAUGAUCACAGAUAUAUGGAGAACAGAGGGGUUGCAAGGAUUUUAUCGUGGAUGCAGUAUUUCUAUUGUCGCAAUAACCAUUUCAUCAUCCGUGAUUUUUGGUACUUAUGAGACUAUCAAGAUCUAUUGUGACGAAAGGCUAUCGAAAGAGUCGCAUAGCUGGCUAUACCGCAGUCUGAGCAGUAGUGCAGGUGCCAUAGGUGGAAUAACGUCCAAGAUUAUUACAUUUCCAAUCGAUACUGUCCGUAGAAGGGUGCAAAUAAAGGAUUCGCAACAUUUGGGAAGUUUCUUCAAUGAACACAGCGAACGAUUGUACCUUUCCCACCAGCACCGAGGAUCCAUGAAGAUGGCCAUGAGUAUACUGCAAAAGGAGGGCAUUCUGGGUCUGUAUCGCGGAUUACUGGUAAGUUUAUGCAAGAACGUUCCUACCACAAUGGUCAGUCUGUGGACGUAUGAACAGAUCGUUAAACAGAUAACGUGA